AUGCCACCUCUUGUCUCGGAGGAUCCUGAAGACUUCACCGAGGACAGUCUUGCCACUUCAAGGGCAGACUCGCCGGCGAAAAUGGAUUUGAUGGCAGUGGAAGACGCCGUAGAGGCCCGAGACGGCUCAUCAACAGCGAACGAGGUAGCGGUAGCGGCUCCAGACACUAUGGAUGUCGACCGAGUCGACGACAGUGACCUGAUCGCGCAAUUGCAGAGGUCGGCACAAGAGGCAAACACCGAUAUGGAUGAGGAUGACUCCGAAGACGUCAGUGCAGCUGCUGAAGCAGGACACGAGAAUGCUCCAAAUCCAGCUGCGACACAAGCUGCACCAGACAAUGGUAUAAAUGACACUACAAUGCACUCGGAAGAGGGCGAGGACGAUGCAGAAGAGGAAACGAAAGUGGCAGAUGAUCCUCCUGCGGUCGAAGAAUUGCCCAAUGCCAGCAUCAGCUCCGAAGCAGACAACCUGAGCGAAAACGACGAUGGCGAGAGUGACGAAGAAGCUGGCAAGAGCGAAGAAAGUGGCGAAGAAGAGGAGGAUGACGAAGAAGAAGGUGCAAGUAAGAACGAGAACGACACCGACGACGACAGCGAGGAAGAAUCAGAUGAGUCGGGCGGAGAAGAGGACGCUUCCACCGAAACAGACUGCGUCAUCUGUGCUAAAGCAGUCGAGACGACCGAGGCCACGUCGGAUGCCAUUUCCACUUGCAUUAAUUGUGGCAGACCUGCGCACACAAGCUGUAUCCCGGAAGAUGACACCCCUAAAGCCGGCGACCAAGGACAGCGCUGGCGAUGCAGUGCAUGUAUGCAGAACUCGGAGUCACCCAAGUCAGUCCUGGCUCGAGCACGAGCGUCGAAUUCGGCACCAAGACUCGUCCGCGAUCUGUUGCCGGUAUCUCGUGGAAUCCAGAAACCUAAUGCGCAUUCGAUCUUUGAGCAACCCCUGAUAUCAGACGGCGAAGACGGUGGUCGAUCACUCAGAAAGCGUAGGUCACCCACCCAGGAGCCGCGGACGGAGAAGCGAAGGAAGAAGGCGACAGUGGUCGAGGAUGGGACGACGGCCGACGCUACCCCCAAAGAUCGCGCCGUUGCGCAUUCCACAAGAAGUGCGCUGCAGCCGGCCCGAACGGUGCCACUCGCCCGUAUUCUGCAACAUCGACCAUUCCACAAGCCGCCACCGCAUAAAUUCAUACUUGCCUUCCGGCUAGGUCAAGAAGCGAUCGACGAUAUUUUGAGCAAACCACCGAAACCCGGCAGGAAGGUAAGAAAGCAGAAGGCACCAAAAAUCCCGCCCCCACCCGUCUAUCAACCACCUAUACCAAAGUUUCCAGCCUUGCCAAAUGGCAACGUCGUUUUUCCUUCUCUAUUCUCGGACAGAGACAGUGACGCAAAGCCCUAUGGUGGCAUUCUCUCAGAGCAGGACCAGGACACAUCGAGAUCGUUGCCUCAGCAUCGUGAUCGCGAAAUAUUCGAAAAUGCACGGAAAGAAGCAGAAGAGGAGCGACGAAGAGCUACUGAAGCAGCUGACGUAGAGAUCAAUGGCGACUAUGCACUCUCUGGUAAACCAAAUCGAACGGUGUCCGGGCCUCCGAGCAAGAUCAAGUGUAUACAAUUCGGCAAGUUCGUCAUCGACACGUUUUAUGCAGCUCCAUAUCCCGAAGAAUACUCGCAUGAGUCGCGACUAUUUAUCUGCGAGUUCUGCUUGAAAUACCUGCCGUCCGAAUUCGUCGCAUAUCGACACAAGCUGAAGUGUCCCGCAAAACAUCCUCCUGGCGACGAGAUCUACCGAGAUGGCAGCAUCUCGAUAUGGGAGGUGGACGGACGCAAGAAAACAGAAUACUGUCAAUGCUUGUGCCUGAUGGCGAAAAUGUUUCUUGGCUCAAAGACUCUGUACUACGACGUCGAGCCUUUCUUGUUCUAUAUUCUCACCGAGUUCGAUGAGACCGGCUACCAUUUCGUUGGCUACUUCAGCAAAGAGAAGCGACCAGCAAGCCAGAACAACGUCAGCUGCAUCCUCGUCAUGCCUAUCCACCAGCGUAAGGGGUACGCCACGUUCCUGAUCGACUUCUCGUACCUUCUCACACGCAUCGAGGAAAAGGAAGGCUCUCCCGAGAAGCCACUGUCAGACAUGGGCUUGACAGCUUACCGUGCAUAUUGGGAUCUGACAAUAUCUCGGCACCUACUGGAACUUGGCAUGAAGCCCUUCAGCACGAAAAAGCUCAUGCUUUUGACCGGUAUGACAGCCGACGAUGUCAUUCACUCACUCGAACGACUCUACGCAUUCACACGAGAUCCUGUGACCAAGACAUACGCCAUUCGUUACGACAAAAAGCUGUACGAGACCAUUGUGCACGACUUCGACUCGAAGAAGCAUCGCAAACUACGGCCUGAAAGAUUGAUCUGGACACCGUAUGUGAUGGGACGCAGCGACCAAGCACAUCUCGACAAUCAGCCGAUGGCGACGAUCGCCCCGCGUGAGGAGGAUAUCGAGGACGAAGACGAAGAAAGUCAAGCUGCGAAGCUGGGCAAGGCCGGCACUGCGGCUGUAUCUCCGAAGACCACCUCCGUACCACUAUCUCGCUCGCCCACGGAACAAGAAGAGCCGGCCGCCACACCCGUUGAAUCUGUACCUCCCGGACCGCCAACAACAGACUUACUGAACACGAAUGCAGCAGCCGAUCGAGACGGGAUACAGGUCAAUGGCCUGACGAACGGCGCUUCGACGGACGCUGGCCCGGCUCCGGAAGCAGGAGAAAGCCUCAGUGGUUACGCACUCGCCUACCGCACCCAGUCUAUCCCUGCAAUGCGCUUCCAGAUUACUCCUCCGAUUCCUGCCUCGAUGCUUCGCAACCGCAACAUCAAGAAACGAAACGCCACGACCGCCUUUGGCCGCCUCAAUGCCCUCGGUCAGAAAUCCAGUCCCGCCGCACCACCAGCGACUAGGAGCUCGCCGCGCACUGCAGGCGGUAGCGUCAAUGGCAGAUCGACGAGGGGCGGUUCAGAGGAUAAGCCGUCCACCCCUGUACGUCGUAGUGGUCGGCGCAGUGGCUUGGCGAAUGUUGAAAUGGCGAGCUUGGAUGGACAGGAUGAUGAUAAGGACGAGGACGAAGAUGGGUCCACCGAUGCAGAGAUUGAGGUUGCUGCUCAAUCAACAGGAUCCUCGGAAGAAGAGGAAGGCGAGGACGACGGAGAGGAGGAAGAAGGCAGCAGCUCGGGGGAGGAAGAUGAGGAAGACGACGAUGAUGAAGAGAAAGAUCCCGAUGCUGAGCCAGACGAAGGGGAUGCUAGUAGCAGUGAGGAGGAAGAUGACGAUGACGACGCGGUAGCCGACGUCGUUGAGCUAGCGCAAGACGCCAGCUCAGCCGCCGAAGACGAGGAUGAUGACGAAGAGGACGAAGAUGCACCUGGGAGGAUGAUGAUUGAUUCUUGUCAUCAGCAACACGAACACAACAUGUCGCACGCCCACGCCUCCUCCGGGGCGAAUCUAACGCCCUCUCGGCUGUUCGACUGCUCGCACAUCGUGGCCUUAGUCACGGGCGGAGGCACUGGAAUCGGCGAGAUGGCUGCUUCUGGAUUCAUACAAGGCGGUGCUCGUGUUAUUAUUGCAAGUCGGAAGGAGAGUGAGCUCAAAAAGACAACCGACCGCCUCAACGCCCUCGGCCCCGGCAAAUGCAGCUACAUCGUCGCCGACCUCAAAGACAAAGCCGGCUGCGAUGCCCUUGUAGCCGCCGUCAAGAAGCAAACUGACCGCCUGACCGUCCUCGUCAAUAACACCGGCGCCACCUGGGGCGCUCCCUACGACGACUUCCCGGAAUCGGCAUGGGACAAGCUUAUGCGCUUGAACGUCAGCUCGAUCUUCUACAUGACUGUUGGGCUGGAGCCGUUGUUGCUGAAGGAGGCGAGUCCGGAGACGCCUGGCAGAGUCAUUAACAUUGCGAGUAUGGCGGGGAUUACGACUGUGGAUGUGACGACGGGUGAUGAUGGGGGUUUGGCGGCGCCGGGGCACGGGACCUUCAGUUAUGGGCCGAGCAAGGCGGCGUGUAUUCAUCUGAGCAGGGUUCAGGCCAGCAAAUUGGCGCCGAAGAACAUUAACGUCAACUGCAUCUGUCCGGGUGUCUUCCCCUCGCGGAUGACGAACUAUGGAAUGGAGAAGUUCAGCGAUACGCUCAACGCAGGCCAGCCGACUGGUCGCGUUGGCAAGCCUGAAGAUCUGGCUGGACUCGUUAUCUACCUCUCCACCAUGGCCGGCGCGCAUGCUGUCGGCAAUGUGAUUGAGCUAGAUGGUGGCGCCACAAGAUCUGGGUGGCGGUCCUCGAAGAAAGGGAAGAAGGAGAAGCUCUGA
Molecule: messenger RNA, 4344 nt
Organism: Cyphellophora attinorum
Lineage: Eukaryota; Fungi; Ascomycota; Eurotiomycetes; Chaetothyriales; Cyphellophoraceae
Product: Histone acetyltransferase mst2
Exons: 5
Coding region: 1-4344 (1447 amino acids)
Biological process (GO): regulation of DNA-templated transcription
Molecular function (GO): histone acetyltransferase activity
Source: RefSeq, a predicted model, not a curated record